This is a messenger RNA of Chinchilla lanigera (long-tailed chinchilla), 1053 nucleotides long. RefSeq names its product meteorin, glial cell differentiation regulator-like (gene Metrnl). Gene Ontology annotation, molecular function: hormone activity. NCBI's taxonomy places the organism in Eukaryota, Metazoa, Chordata, Mammalia, Rodentia, Chinchillidae. The record is from RefSeq and is a predicted model, not a curated record. Gene Ontology annotation, biological process: positive regulation of brown fat cell differentiation; energy homeostasis.
CUGCGCGAGCGCGCAGUACUCCAGCGACCUGUGCAGCUGGAAGGGGAGCGGGCUGACCCAUGAGGCGCACAGGAAGGAGGUGGAGCAGGUGUACCUGCGCUGCUCGGCCGGCUCCGUGGAGUGGAUGUACCCGACGGGUGCGCUCAUUGUGAACCUGCGGCCUAACACCUUCUCGCCCUCCCGACACCUGACCGUGUGCAUCAAGCCCUUCAGGGACUCCUCGGGGUCUAAUAUUUAUCUGGAAAAAACUGGAGAACUGAGACUGCUGGUGCGGGAUGGAGACAGUGAGCCUGGUCAGGUGCAGUGCUUCAGCCUGGAGCAGGGCGGCCUCUUUGUAGAGGCGACGCCCCAGCAGGACAUCAGCAGGAGGGCCACUGGCUUCCAGUAUGAGCUGAUGAAUGGGCACCGAGUGCUGGACUUGCAUGUGCUGACUGCCCCUUGCCGCCCUUGCAGCGAUACUGAGGUCCUCCUUGCCGUCUGUACCAGUGACUUCGUUGUCCGAGGCUCCAUCCAGGACGUCAUCCACGCACCAGAACGCCGGGAGUCUGUCAUCCACCUGCGGGUGAGCAGGCUCUAUCGGCAGAAAAGCCGGGUCUUCCAGCCAGCUCCUGAGGGCAGUGGGCACUGGCAGGGCCACGUCACAACACUACUGGAGUGUGGCGUGCGGCCAGGGCAUGGGGACUUCCUCUUCACUGGCCAUAUGCACUUUGGGGAGGCGCAGCUUGGCUGUGCCCCUCGCUUCAGUGACUUCCAAAAGAUGUACAGGGAUGCGGAGGAGAGGGGGCUGAACCCCUGUGAGAUUGGCAUGGAGUGACCAUGGGGCCUGGAUGCUGCCCACCUUCUCCUGAUGAGCUCCUGCUGGCCACUGGGGGGCUGUGGGCCAGGUAGUGUUCUGACCCAGUGCUCUGGCUGUGGAGGUACAUGCUGCUCUGACCCCACAAGAUCCCAGCCACGGACAUCCUGACUGAUUGAUUGGAAAUGCUGUAAAAUGCAAACUAAGUUAUUAUUUUUUUGUAAAAAAGAAUAUCCAUAGGAAAUAUUCCUGUGUCUGAA